AUGUCUCAUAGCAAGAGAAAUACGUCUCGGGCUGUGUUUACGUCCCACGAGAGAGAACAAGCAAAGGCAGCAUGGAAUUCGACAUCUGCUCGCCUCUCGAGAGAUUCAUUCCUUCCCUUCGCUUCAUGCAGGCUAUGUCUCCAGCCAGCAGUGUCCCCCGUAUCUUGCUUGCAUGGAGAUAUCUUCUGCAGGGAAUGUGCAUUGAACAACAUUCUUUCUCAGAAGAAAGAGAUCAAGCGUUUGGAGAAGGCGCGAGAGAAAGAAGAGAAAGAUGCCGAAGAGGAUAGAGCAAGAGAAGAUGCUGAAGCAAAGGAAAGAGCUGUUCAAGAUUUUGAAAAAAUUCAAGCUGGGCUGGAGGCCAAGAUGAAAGAUGGUUUGAGGGAUCAAAAGAUCGUUGGCAGAGAGGGUGGCAAGAUCAUUGUCGAAGAAGAUGUUGCUGGAGGAAAGAGGGGUGAGAAGAGGAAGUUUGAGCUUGAUGAGGAGGAACUUCUUCGCAUUGCUCGUGAUGAAAGAACAAAGGCAAGAAAAGCCAUUGAUGACGAAAAGGCUUACAAAACAACUCUGCCUUCGUUCUGGGUACCAUCAAUCACACCUUCCUCCAAUACCCAGAUUGCUCUGCACACCAUUGUUAAGAAAGCCAAGCUAUUCCCCGUAUGCCCCGCGUCCCAAACCGACAAACCGCACAACUAUUCGCUGCACACCUUGGUCGAGGUAAAAUUCACCGAGGAUAAGGAUGCAGCUAAGAAGACAAGUCAGCGAAUUUGUCCAUCAUGCAAGAAGGCAUUGAGCAACACUUCCAAGGCAAUGCUAGCGAAGCCCUGUGGCCAUGUUCUGUGCAAGAACUGCGUGUCUAAAUUCAUGACUCCGACCGGUGUUCAUGAUCCUCACGCGCCUGACGUGGAUCAGAACGCCGUUGCAUGCUAUGUGUGUGAGGCUGAUUUGACCGAGAGGAAGGGUAAGGCUUCAAAGUCGGCCAAUGAGGAUGGAACGACCGAGAAGGAGAAGAUCAGGCCCGGAUUAAUUGAAAUCAGGGCAGAAGGAACAGGAUUCGCUUCAGGUGGUGCCAGUGUUGUUGAUCGGAUGGGGAUUAGCUUCCAAUGCUAG
Molecule: messenger RNA, 1104 nt
Organism: Cadophora gregata
Lineage: Eukaryota; Fungi; Ascomycota; Leotiomycetes; Helotiales; Ploettnerulaceae
Exons: 3
Coding region: 1-1104 (367 amino acids)
Cellular component (GO): nucleus
Molecular function (GO): ubiquitin protein ligase activity
Source: RefSeq, a predicted model, not a curated record